CUCGAAUCCACAGCGCGGAGCUUCGAGAUGGGAUUCAUGGAGGACUUCCAAGCCAGUUUAGAAUCCCUCCCAGCGAUGCUGCAACGUAACUACAGCAUGAUGCGGGAUCUUGAUAAAAGUUUUCAAGGAGUACAACGGCAAAAUGAACAGCGUUGUGAACAAGAAAUGGAGAACAUCAAGCGGGGAGUUGAAUCUGGUAACAUUACUCCUGAUUCAUCACUCAUCAGGUUCUCUGAUGAGGCUCUUGAGGAGCAAAAGCACUGCAUCAGAAUUGCUGAUGAAAAAGUGGCAUUGGCUGUACAAGCAUAUGACAUAGUUGAUGCUCACAUCCAACAACUUGACCAAUACAUGAGGAAACUUGAAGAGAUUCGGAAAGAAAAAGAGCUUGCUGCAAGUGCAGGAGCUAACGUCUUGAAUACUGAAAAUACCACCAGAUCCGGAAGGAUAAGCGAAAGUAGCCGAGGAGGCCGUAAAAAAACACGGUUAGCGGCGGCAGCAGCAGUAGAACCGAUAAGCAUGGAUUUAGAGCUGCCAGUUGAUCCAAACGAACCUACAUAUUGUUUCUGCAACCAAGUUAGCUUCGGAGAGAUGGUUGCUUGUGACAAUCCAGAUUGCAAGAUAGAGUGGUUCCACUUCGGUUGUGUCGGUCUGAAAGAACAUCCAAAGGGAAAAUGGUACUGCUCCAAUUGUUCCGGAAUGCAGAAACGCCGAAAAGGGAAGUGAAUGAUACUAAA
Dioscorea cayenensis subsp. rotundata (Guinea yam) is the source of this 734-nucleotide messenger RNA. Its product is annotated as PHD finger protein ING1. The coding region runs from base 28 to 723 and encodes 231 amino acids. The record is from RefSeq and is a predicted model, not a curated record. Lineage: Eukaryota; Viridiplantae; Streptophyta; Magnoliopsida; Dioscoreales; Dioscoreaceae. Gene Ontology annotation, cellular component: nucleus. The transcript is spliced from 7 exons.